Molecule: messenger RNA, 1122 nt
Organism: Penicilliopsis zonata CBS 506.65
Lineage: Eukaryota; Fungi; Ascomycota; Eurotiomycetes; Eurotiales; Aspergillaceae
Exons: 4
Coding region: 1-1122 (373 amino acids)
Biological process (GO): base-excision repair, AP site formation; DNA alkylation repair; base-excision repair
Cellular component (GO): nucleus; protein-DNA complex
Molecular function (GO): alkylated DNA binding; DNA-7-methylguanine glycosylase activity; DNA-3-methyladenine glycosylase activity
Source: RefSeq, a predicted model, not a curated record
AUGUCGCUGAGACGCUCUGCUCGCUUGAGCGCCCUCCCCAACACCAGCCGCGUGCUGUCCCUGCACCAGGCCGCGGGGCCCCGGAGAACGGCCAGAACCCCUGGCAACGGGAUCACCAAGACGAAAAAAGCGUCUACAAAGCGGAAGAAGCCGACAAUACCUACCGAUGAAGACAUUUUUAAAGCAAACCCCAACAAUGGCGAUAACGACGACGACGACAACCCAAGCAUACUCUUCCUCAACGGCAGCAGCAGCAGGCAGCAUCUCACCCCGCCGCCCCUCGACCGACCCGUCGACCCUCACCGAACAGGGGCAGCGCUGCUUACCCCCCACGGCUCAUCUCUAGUCGCAUACCCUCCGACGACCGAGCUCAAGGACCUGUCGCCCAGCAAGACCGGUCUCCCCCGCCCGACGGCUACAACCGGCACGCUCCUCGAGCGAGCCGUCGCACACCUGAUCGCAACAGACCCGCGUCUCAAACCGGUCAUCGACCAGUAUCCGUGCGAGCUGUUUUCUCCCGCAGGGCUAGCCGAGGAGAUAAACCCGUUCAAAAGCCUCGUCAGCAGUAUCAUCGGGCAGCAGGUAUCCGGGGCGGCAGCAAGAUCUAUCCAAAAAAAGUUCAUAGCGUUAUUCAAUAGUGGUCCGGAUGACCCCUCUCAUCAAGAUCAAGAUCAAGGUCAAGAACAACCAUCUAAUCCAUUCCCCACACCGCCAGAGGUAGCAGCAUGUGAUAUUCCCACGCUGAGGACGGCAGGCCUCUCGCAGCGCAAAGCAGAGUACAUACAGGGCCUGGCACAAAAGUUCGCCGACGGAGACCUCGGCGCCGAAAUGCUUCUCAAAGCCACCGACGAUGAGCUGAUCGACAAGUUGACCGCUGUUCGCGGGUUGGGUAAAUGGUCUGUCGAGAUGUUUGCUUGCUUUGCCUUGAAGCGCAUCGAUGUUUUUUCUACGGGUGAUUUGGGUGUACAGAGAGGCUGUGCCUCCUUCACAGGCCGGAACUGGAAGUACAUGUCCGAGCAGGAAAUGCUUGACUUGGCUGCCAAAUUUGCGCCAUACAGGAGCCUCUUCAUGUGGUACAUGUGGCGGAUCGAGGAUGUCGAUAUCGCCGUGUUGGCCGAUUAA